AAAAAAACCCACCCAGACUCGGUGUGUGCUGUAGGUUAUUUGUCCGUGUGGAAGGAGAAAUGCGAUGUCCAGCGCGGACACACCGACCCCAGCCGCCCUGUUUGUGGACUGACCGCUUCCCCACGGACCCAGGAACCUAAGAAGAAGAAGAAAGCCCCGUGGCUCCACUACUCCUCACUUUUGUGUUGUUUUUUCUCUCCUCUCUGCUACCACCUCUGCUGCAACUCUCCGGCGUGGACGGUUAAGCUCCGGAGCGUUAGCCUGAAGCCGCAGUUAAACUCGCUUUAGCGUCCCGGGGAGGAAGCGCCAGGCUCCGGCUCCUCGGCUCUGUCUCGCCCCUUGUCCCGUCCCGCUCGCUGGAUGGCCGGGUAUGGGGAGAGCAGGCUCCUGCUGCCCCGGGGCUGAGCGCCUCCAGCUCCCGGCCUCCCUCUGCCUGCUUCUGCUGGGAUAUCUGACUCUCCUGGCUCCGCUCGGAAAGAGCCAGGUACAGAUCCCGCAGUGUCGGAUCCAGAAAUGCACCACAGACUUCGUCUCACUCACCUCACACCUGAACCCCUCUCUGGACGGCUUCGAUGCUGAGUUCUGCAAGGCUCUGCGGGCCUACUCAGGCUGCACCCACCGCACAUCCAAGAGCUGCAGGGGCAACCUGGUCUUCCACUCAGCCUUGCUGGGCAUCAGUGACCUCAUGAGCCAGAGGAAUUGCUCCAAGGACGGCCCCACAUCCUCAACGCACCCCGCAGUCCCCAUUGAGCCUUGCAAUUACCAUAGCCGCCACCAGCACCAGGCCACACUGCCUGGGACGGGGGCAGAACUCCCACGCCCCAACUACCUUUUCUGUGGCCUGUUCGGGGACCCACAUCUCAGAACUUUUAAGGACCAGUUUCAGACCUGUAAGGUGGAGGGGGCAUGGCCCCUUAUCGAUAACAAUUACCUGUCAGUGCAGGUGACAAAUGUGCCAGUGGUGCUGGGUUCGAGCGCCACAGCGACUAAUAAGAUAACAAUAAUUUUCAAACCGUACCAGGAAUGUACAGACCAGAAGGUGUACCAAGCAGUGACAGAUGACCUGCCGGCGGCCUUCGUGGACGGCACUGUGAUGGGAGGCUCCAGCGAGAUGCGCAGCUUGCUGGUUGUGGAAAAGUCUCCAGGCUGCCACGUCGAGCUGCACGCCGCCUACAUUGGCGUGACAGUGGUGGUGCGGCAGUUGGGCCACUACCUGACGCUCGCUGUGCGCAUGCCAGAGGAGCUGGCCAUGGCCUUCGAUGAGACACAGGACCUGCAGCUGUGCAUGAACGGCUGCCCCAGCUCAGAGCGUAUUGACCAGGAGGGACGUCUGCAGCUGCCCAUGCUGGGCCUCCAGCAGCAGCAACAACAGGUCAGGCCAGGAACGGCCACGGCCCAGCGGGGAUCCACCUUCAGCCUAGAGAGUGCCUCCAGCAAGUGCAGGGAGCAGCUGGAGGUCAAGGACAUUUACUUCCACUCCUGCGUUUUUGACCUCCUGACCACCGGGGACGCUAACUUCACCUCAGCCGCCUACAACGCACUGAAGGACGUGGAGAUGCUGCACCCCAAGAGGGAGCACUGGCACAUUUUCUCACGCUCAGGAGCCCAGAAAAGUUCCUCAGCGGCCAUAAGCGCACUUCUGCUUUGCUUACUGAUGGCUGUGCUUUUUUAGUCGUAAAGGCAAAACAUGAGCAAAAAGUGGAAAGACACUGUUUGAAAACAAUCAUAACGUUGCUUGUAAAUACUGUGUAAACGCCUGCGGAGGAGGCCAGAGACGUACAUUUCUAUGACUGUAAAUUUUGUGUACAUGCCAUUUGCAGGGGCCGGGGGGUUGGGGGGCGGUUUUGAACAUUUUUUUAACGUGUGUGAAUUUUUGUGACCUUGUUUUGUUGUCGUCCUCAGGAGAGGAAGUCUUAACAGAAGCACUUUAUUUUUUAUGUUGCUACGUAACUACAGAACAGUGUUCCAUAGAACCAGAGCUUUUCUCGGUACCCACAAGCGCUUUUUGUUUUGGUUUGUUUUUCUGUGAAAUUCUUCACACCUCUGUACAUAGAUAGGACUUACCUCACCAUUUAACUCCACACAACCAUGUGACAGUAGGUUUUUUGAAGGGUUCAGAAAGAAUUGUGACAGUCACAGUAUCUUUCUGUGCGUCUUUCCUCGUUUUGUAGUCUAGAACUCAGUAUCGUCUUUGUCUCAGUGUAGAUUUAAAACAAAAAGAUAUGAAGAAUUCAAGCAAACAUGGCUGAAGUAAACCUAAUCCUCAGUGGCUUAAAACAGGGACUUCCCAUCCAGCAGGGCAAAUUUCAUUUGCAUUAAUAAUUCCGGUCCUGUAUUUCAUCAGCGACAAUCAGAAUCUUUUUUUUUUUUUACCCAGCACAGAUGUGCGUUUAAUAGUCAUGGAUAGCAUAAAGAUGGCAAAGCAGCAUGAUUUGAUUAAGGUUUUCCUCUCCAGAGCAAGGUCCAGCACUAUAUUCACUGAGGAAACUGGAAAGUAGUGAUUUCUCCUUUGCUUCCUGUGAUCUCUUUCACUUUUGGCUCACUACUAACGUACUAACUUUUCUUUAGUUUAGCUCCAUUACCAAACAAGCUCCUUCGUCAGUUAUCUCCUGUUCAGUAUGACUUAGUCGUUUCCCUCCAACCAAAGAUCUUGUGCAUCCUUUUGCUAUUACAGCGUGUAGCUGGUGCACGCAAAAUAUACAUUUAUUGGGUUUUUACACUGUUGCUAUACCAGAGAUAGUCAGCAUUGCCGUUUGGUGCAUUAUCUUUCCUUGUGAAUGAUAUUCCACAUGACUUUUGUUUGCCAAAAAUCAGUGUGGGCCACUGUUUCAGGACACACACACAAGGCAUUUCCUAAUUAGCACAUGAAGCUCAUGGCACUAUUCUAGGUUUUGCAAGCCAAUGCCCUCCAGAAACUCAACCAAUUAGACCAUUUUAUGCCCGCAUUCACAGACCUGCAUAUGAAAGAAAUGCAAAAAUGUGUUUAACAAAGUUUUUCUCCUCAGAAAAUGCUUAAGAGCAUCUUUAAGGACUUCCCACAUCUACAAACCAUUUGAAGUAUGUUUAUUUGGAGAACGUCCAAACAUCUAAUUGAUUUUGAAGAAAUAUUCCCAAAACAUGCUGUUUUCCUAAAGAAAAAGUUCACUGUGCUUUGAGUGUGCAAUGAACUGAUGAUGCCAGCGAUGUUAAAUCUAAUACUUUAUGGUGAUUGCCUUACGGUGCAUCCACAAUGGAAGCCCAUAGAAACACUCCCCACCUGAAAUCUUCCUUUGUACCAUAUUCCUUUUUUUUAAAGACUUGCUACUGUAGACUCAUGUUUGUACGUUUAUUUGCAACUACUGCCAGUGCCGAAGAGCUGCUACCAUACUGUGACAAGUGUAAUAGAUUGUAUUUGGAACACUGGGAGCGGUGAGUGGCCAAAAUCCUAGAUGGUCUGUAUUGAUUGGUCGAAUCCUUAGAUGGCCUGUAUCGAUUGGCCAAAUAUUAGAUGGGCUUUAUUUCAUUAUAUAAUGGAAUAUUUAAAGACCAGAGCAAGGCAUCUGAGUGCAAUUAACUGCAAAGGUAAGCCUUCAUCCUGUGUUUUUGCUUUGUUGCGUUUUAUUUUGUGAUAUUUUUUUUUCGUGAGUGAAUUCUGUUUUUGUGAAGAGUGACUGCUCAAUGUUUAUACUUAAAUUAUUUAUGAAAUAUAGUGUCUUGUUAGAGAAGUUAAGCUCCAUAUUCUUGCUGUUCAGAAAAAAAAAGUUUCAGAUGUGAUUGUACUGCCACCUAGUGGACCACCAUUGUUACAUCAGUGUUUUAGUAUUGUACUGGAUGCGGUGACUUAAAAACAAGGAAAAAAGGAAAAAAAUGUGUUUUAUUUAAAACAUUAAAUGAAAAUACAUAAAUGUUGUUGACUUUCUUUGGUUACUGCUCAUCAGAUAAUGUGACUUAUUAAUAACAUGUCUCUGUAUUGUCAGUUUAACAACUGACAGACACUGUAUCAUUGUGUUUUUCAAAUACAAAGCAUACACAUUCA
This is a messenger RNA of Pygocentrus nattereri (red-bellied piranha), 4015 nucleotides long. It is a transcript of the gene rgmb, whose product is annotated as repulsive guidance molecule BMP co-receptor b. The transcript has 3 exons. Gene Ontology annotation, biological process: BMP signaling pathway. Gene Ontology annotation, molecular function: coreceptor activity. Lineage: Eukaryota; Metazoa; Chordata; Actinopteri; Characiformes; Serrasalmidae. Gene Ontology annotation, cellular component: plasma membrane. The coding region runs from base 371 to 1672 and encodes 433 amino acids. The record is from RefSeq and is a predicted model, not a curated record.